AUGUUGGCCAUGAAGCUGUUCACUUGCUUCUUGCAAGUCCUGGCUGGGUUGGCCGUGCAUUCCCAGGGGACCCUGUCUGCUGGGAACAACUCAACAGAAGUGGAAGUGGUGCCCUUCAAUGAAGUAUGGGGCCGCAGCUACUGCCGGCCAAUGGAGAAGCUGGUAGAGAUUGUGGAUGAGUACCCCGAUGAGGUGGCACACAUAUUCAGCCCAUCCUGUGUCCCCCUGACUCGCUGUACCGGCUGCUGCGGUGAUGAGAGUCUGCAGUGUGUGCCGAUAAAGACAGCCAAUAUCACCAUGCAGAUCUUGAAGAUCCCCGUCAUCAGGGACCAGCAUUCCUAUGUGGAGAUGACAUUCUCUCAGGAUGUACUCUGCGAAUGCAGGCCUAUUCAGGAGAAGACAAAGUCAGAAAGGAGGAAAAUCAAGGGAAAGAGGAAGAGAGAGAAGCAGAAAUCCACAGACUGAGGAACCCCACCUGUACGGUGGUGCUGUUCCCUGGAGGUGACCAGCCCCUCAGAGGAGAGACCCCACGCCCAGCUCAUAUAUUUAUUGCCGUCACCCUCCCAAAUCCCUCCUUGCUGGUACCUACCCUCUAUUUAUUAGCCAACUCAUCCCUGCUGAAUGACUCGCUCCCUCCAAGAUAAGGGGCAUAGAAGGACAGGACCCUCAGGAAUUCAGUGCCUUAAACAAAACGUGAGAGAAACAAAGAAGCCAGCCACAGUUCUGUGGGAGCUUCGGCUUGGGAAGAAGCAAGACGUGGACGUGGCCUUGCAAGGAGCAAGCCAGACCCCUAAGGCUCUGGGUCUCCAGGGAACAGGAGAAGGAAAUAGAAGGCCCAGGACCUAUCCUGGUCCCCAGCUCCACCCAGACAAGCAGAUCUGGCCCUGGCUGCAUUGAAGACAUGUAGAGAGGAUCCAACCAUGUCCUCCUGCUGCUGAAAUCAACUGUUUAUCCUGGAGACCGGGACAAGACAUUCGGCUCUGGAGAACAGAGCUUGUCUGUGGGCUUUGCCUUUCAGCCUAGAAGUUCACUUUGCCCUUAGCAAAGCCCCACCACCCUGCCUCCUGUCUAGGACAUAGACAGAGUGGCUUGGGGCUGAACAGAGGGCAGGCUGGAUGAGGGAUAAUAGACCAAUAGGUUGGUGGACUUUCACAGCUGCAAGUCAGGGGCAAGUGUCCUAGUGUUAUGGCUACGAAGCACAAGCAGAUUCCUGGAGAGUCCUUGCAGCCCACCAGUUGUCUCGGCCUGAACUGUCUAACUGCCAAGCCAGAUUCUCUUGAAUAAAACAUUCUAGUCUGGAACCAA
This is a messenger RNA of Cricetulus griseus (Chinese hamster), 1305 nucleotides long. Lineage: Eukaryota; Metazoa; Chordata; Mammalia; Rodentia; Cricetidae. The record is from RefSeq and is a predicted model, not a curated record.